Sarcophilus harrisii (Tasmanian devil) is the source of this 1599-nucleotide messenger RNA. RefSeq names its product dimethylaniline monooxygenase [N-oxide-forming] 5-like. Gene Ontology annotation, molecular function: flavin adenine dinucleotide binding; N,N-dimethylaniline monooxygenase activity; NADP binding. The record is from RefSeq and is a predicted model, not a curated record. NCBI's taxonomy places the organism in Eukaryota, Metazoa, Chordata, Mammalia, Dasyuromorphia, Dasyuridae. The transcript has 8 exons. The coding region runs from base 1 to 1599 and encodes 532 amino acids.
AUGACAGUGAAAAAAAUUGCCAUCAUUGGAGCUGGAGUGAGUGGAUUAGGUGCUAUUAAGAGCUGUCUAGAAGAAGGACUGGAGCCUACUUGCUUUGAAGAAAGCUUUGACAUUGGAGGAGUCUGGAGAUAUGAAGAAAAAUCAGAAACUGGAAAGCCUAGUAUCUACCAAUCUGUGACCACUAACAGCUCUAAGGAGAUGACAUCCUUUAGUGAUUAUCCAUUUCCUGAUCAUUAUCCCAACUUCUUACACAAUUCCAAAAUGAUGGAUUAUGUUAGGAUGUAUGCCAAACAUUUUGAUCUCCUGAAAUAUAUCCACUUUUUGUCAAAAGUGAGCAGCAUAAGGAAAUGUUCUGAUUUCUCUUCCACUGGCCAGUGGAAUGUUGUGGUAGAGGUUGAUGGGAAACAGGAAACCUAUAUCUUUGAUGGAAUCAUGAUCUGCAAUGGUCAUUAUAGUGACCCUCAUUUGCCACUGGAGUGCUUUCCAGGCAUCAAGAAAUUCACAGGCUCCUAUUUCCAUAAUCAUGAGUACAAGAAUCCAGAGAAAUUUAAGGGGAAGAGAGUCCUUGUGAUUGGUCUUGGAAAUACCGGAGCAGAUGUGUCCAGUGAGCUCAGUCAUGUAGCUCAACAGGUAUUCCUCAGCACACGACGAGGAUCAUGGAUCUGGUACCGCGUUUGGGAUAAUGGGAAUCCACUGGAUACUGUACUCUUCACACACUUUAAGACUAUCAUCAAAAAAUGUCUAAACAACUCUAUUAUCAACAAAUUGGCAGAAGACGAAUUAAAUACAAGAUUUGACCAUGCUGUGAAUGGUCUGCUGCCUCUUCAUAGGUUUCUAAAUCAUCAACCUACUUUCAGUGAUGAUUUGCCUAGCCAUAUAAUUGCUGGAAGACUAUUGGUAAAAGCAAAUGUGAAAGAAUUCACUGAAACAACUGCCAUCUUUGAGGAUGAUACUGAAGAAAGUAUUGAUGUUGUUAUCUUUGCCACUGGAUAUACGUUCUCCUUUCCUUUCCUGGAUAAUGAUUCAACAGUCUUAGAUAGCCAGCAGUCUCUAUUUAAAUAUGUCUUCCCUCCUCAACUGGAAAAACCAACACUAGCAUUCAUUGGUAUAAUCCAGCCAGUAGGAGCUACUAUUCCAACAUCAGAAAUGCAGAGCCGAUGGGCCACACGUGUGUUCAAAGGGCUGAACAAAUUACCUUCAAUGAGUGACAUGAUGACUGAAAUCAAAUGGAUGGAAAAUGAUCUGAAAAAUAAGUUUGUAUCAAGUCUUCGUGAUGAACGCCGAGUUCAGUACAUUGAGUACAUGGAUGAAAUUGCCUUGGAAAUAGGAGUAAAGCCCAGUGUGCUUUCUCUCUUCUUUUCAGAUCCCAAGCUGGCCUUAAACAUUUUCUUUGGUCCUUGUACUCCAUACCAGUACCGCCUGCAGGGACCUGGGAAAUGGGCAGGAGCUAGGGAAGCUAUUUUGACUCAGAGAGAACGCAUUAUCAAGCCCUUGAGAACUCGAACUGUCAGUGAUGACCAACUUCCAUUCUCUGUGCCAUUUUGGCUUUUAAGUAUCAGUAUGGGCCUUCUCGUUGUUCUUAUCUUAGUGUUAUUUUAG